Molecule: messenger RNA, 1175 nt
Organism: Heterobasidion irregulare TC 32-1
Lineage: Eukaryota; Fungi; Basidiomycota; Agaricomycetes; Russulales; Bondarzewiaceae
Product: Esterase/Lipase
Exons: 5
Coding region: 38-1021 (327 amino acids)
Molecular function (GO): catalytic activity
Source: RefSeq, a predicted model, not a curated record
GAUCCCUCCCACCAACCGGAAAAUUGACCGCAUCACUAUGGACGCCGCUUUGUACAAGAAACACACGACAACGCGUGGGUUCAGCUACAACUACUUUUUCGCUGCCGCACAGCCAGGCAAGUCGACGCUCAUCUUCCUGCAUGGAUUCCCAUCGUCGUCUUGGGACUGGACCCAGGAAGCUAUAUUCUUCAAGGCCCGUGGGUACGGCUUGAUCGUUCCAGACAUGCUUGGGUACGCUGGCACGGACAAGCCGACGGAUCCGAAGGUGUACGUGGGGAGCGGGCUUGCAAAGGACAUUGUGGACAUCAUGGACCACGAAGGUGUGGAGAAAGCAGUCGCGAUCGGACACGAUUGGGGAUGCAUCCCCGCUUCACGCCUCGCAAACUAUUACAACGAUCGCUUCCUCGCGUUUGCGUUCUUUGCCGUGGGAUACAUCCCCCCCAACCCUGUCUUCGACCCUGCUGCUCAGGCCGCCAAGACACGCGAGCUCGCCGGACGCGACCUCUUCGCGUACUGGGAGUUCUUUUCUGAGGAGGGCGCGGACAAGACGAUCGAGAAGAACUUUGACUCUUUCUUCUCCCUCUUCUUCCCAAACCCACCGGAGCUCUGGAAAGACCAUGUCACUGUGAUCGGCGGGGCCAAGGCGUGGGUCGAAGGCAACAAGCAGAGCCCCGCCCCUGCCUACAUAAAGCCUGAGGAUAAAGAACAUUAUAAGAAAUUGCUGCUCGAAGGAGGCCUUGCAGCCCCCCUCUGCUGGUACAAAGCGAUUACAGGAGGUUUUACGUCCGAAGACGACAAGCUCAUUCCUCUAUCUUCGUAUGGUUUUCAACAGCCUGCGUUCUUCGGCGCAGCGCUCAAGGACAUGAUUGCCCUGCCUGUGAUCGGCAAGGCGACGGUGCAGGCGGCUGCGAAGGGGCCGGUGACGAUCCGCGAGUUUGAUGGCGACCACUGGAUUGUGCUCUCCCAUGCGGACGAAAUAAACCGCGAGCUGUCGGCGUGGUUGGAAGAGCAUAGUAUUUAGGCGCUCUGCGAAGGAACGUAAGAUGUAACAACAUGAUGUGACUUUUUGCUGAAGACAAAUCUCUGUACGUGUGGAGGGAUAGGAAGUCGAAUUCAAUGUUUUAUGAUAGGUUAGGCUUUGAAUCCCAGGCCGGGACGCGGCGUGUGCAUAAGUC